Messenger RNA from Hibiscus syriacus, 3055 nucleotides. Its product is annotated as probable LRR receptor-like serine/threonine-protein kinase At1g67720. The transcript is spliced from 15 exons. Gene Ontology annotation, biological process: protein phosphorylation. NCBI's taxonomy places the organism in Eukaryota, Viridiplantae, Streptophyta, Magnoliopsida, Malvales, Malvaceae. Gene Ontology annotation, molecular function: protein kinase activity; ATP binding. The record is from RefSeq and is a predicted model, not a curated record. The coding region runs from base 107 to 2899 and encodes 930 amino acids.
AAGAUUUUGAAUAAAAACCCACAUUUUCCUUUUCAUUUACUGCAAAAUUGUUAGUCUAAAAAAUAAAACACCAAAAGAAUCAGUUUUGCCUUGUUGAUGAUCUUCAAUGGCUUUAUUUUCACAGUUAUUUAUACUAUAUUUCUACUUUAUAUCCUCUGUUGUAUCCCAAGUUUCAGAGUUUAUCAGUUUAGAUUGCGGAAGCACAGUUGAUUACACUGAUCCAAGUACUGAGCUUUCAUGGAGUUCAGACAUGGAUAUCAUGAAACACGGGAGAAGAGUAUUGGUCGAAACCCCGACCGGUAACUCGGUGCAGUAUCAAACUCGAAGAGACUUUCCUUCGGACAACAAGAAGUAUUGUUACAAUUUGAGGACCAGGGAGAGAAGAAGGUACCUUGUUCGUGCAACGUUUCAGUAUGUAAGCUCUGGAGAUGUCGAUGCAUACCCGAAAUUCGAGCUCUACUUAGAUGCGACCCUGUGGGGGACUGUGACAAUUCAAGAGGGCUCCAAAACAUAUGUGAAUGAAAUGAUCAUAAGGGCUCCAUCAGAUUCCAUUGAAGUUUGCUUAUGUUGUGCAACAACUGGUUUUCCCUUCAUUUCAACACUCGAGCUUCGCCCCUUGAAUCUUUCCAUGUAUGCUACAGAUUUUGAGAAUGAUUUCUUCUUGAAUGUGGCAGCUAGAGUGAACUUUGGUGCUUUAACAAAGGAUUUAGUGAGGUAUCCAGAUGAUCCAUAUGACAGAUUUUGGGAGUCUGAUCUCGAUAGGAGGCAAAAUUUUCUUGUAGGAGUGGCUCGUGGAACAGAAAGAAUCAAAACGUCGAAGAACAUUGAUAUAAGAACCAGAGAAUAUCCGCCUGUUAAAGUGAUGCAAACGGCAGUUGUUGGCACUGAAGGAAAUCUUAGCUACAGAUUAAACCUCGAAGGCUUCCCCGCCAAUGCUCGAGCCUAUGCAUACUUUGCUGAAAUUGAAGAUUUGGCUCCGAACGAAACCCGAAAAUUCAGAUUGCGAGAGCCCUACAUCCCUGAUUAUAGCAAUGCUGUGGUAAAUAUAGCUGAGAAUAGCAACGGGAGCUACACGCUUUAUGAACCGAGUUACAUGAACGUUACUCUCGAUUUUGUUCUGUCAUUCACUUUUUCCAAGACAUAUGAUUCUACUCGAGGACCACUCCUUAAUGCAAUUGAGAUAAAUAAAUACCAGCAGAUUGCUGCAAAAACUGACAGGCGAGAUGUGGCUGCUCUCGAUGCCAUUCGGAAUAUUGCUGCCGGAAGCGUAUGGGCAAAUGAAGGAGGUGAUCCUUGUGUUCCUACUCCCUGGGCAUGGGUAAAUUGCAGUCCAACACCUCCAAGAAUAAAUAAAAUUGCACUGUCAGGACAGAAUCUGAAGGGCCAAAUUCCAUCCGAGAUUAAUCAAAUGGAGGGAUUGAUUGAGUUGUGGUUGGACUCCAACACCUUAAUAGGGCCAUUACCUGAUAUGAGUAGCCUUAUCAAUCUGAAAAUUGUACAUCUGGAGAACAAUAAACUUAACUGUUCACUACCUUCGGACCUUGGCCGUCUGCCUAACUUACAAGAGUUGAACAUACAGAACAACUUGUUUUGUGGGGAAAUUCCUGCGGCAUUGCUAAGCAAGAAAAUAAAUUUCGAAUAUGAAGGUAAUCCUGGACUACAUAAUGAGGCACAGAGAAAACUGCGUUUUAAGUUGAUACUUGGAGCCUCAAUCGGAGUUCUGGCGGUUUUAUUAAUUCUUUUCUUGGCAAGUUUAAUUUUGUUGCGCAAUUUCCGAAGGAAGAUGUCUCACCGAAAAUGCGAUGAAAAUGGUACCCUGCAACCUGACACCAAACAAUCAACGGCCUGUUCAAUAGCACGGGGCGGGAAUUUACUGGACGAAGGUGUGGCAUACUGUAUCUCACUGUCUGAUCUAGAAGAAGCAACUAACAAUUUCAGCAAAAAGAUCGGCGAAGGAAGUUUUGGAUCCGUCUACUAUGGCCAAUUGAAAGACGGAAAGGAGGUUGCAGUCAAGACAAUGGGUGAUUCAUCUAGCCAUUUGAAUAAGCAAUUUGCGACUGAGGUUGCCCUCUUAUCAAGAAUUCAUCAUAGAAACUUGGUUCCUCUAAUCGCGUAUUGUGACGAAGCUCAUCAACGUAUAUUAGUUUAUGAAUAUAUGCACAAUGGAACUUUGAGGGAUCACAUAUAUGGUUCAGUCAACCAGAAGCCAUUGGAUUGGCUUUCUCGUUUACGAAUUGCAGAAGAUGCAGCUAAAGGCCUUGAAUACUUGCACACUGGCUGCAACCCAAGUAUAAUUCACCGAGAUGUAAAAACAAGCAGCAUUCUUCUAGACAUUAACAUGAGAGCAAAAGUGUCUGAUUUUGGACUUUCAAGACAAGCUGAGGAAGAUUUAACCCAUGUAUCAGGUGUGGCACGAGGAACAGUCGGUUACCUUGAUCCCGAGUACUAUGCAAGUCAACAACUGACUGAAAAGAGUGAUGUGUAUAGUUUCGGGGUUGUUCUUCUGGAACUCAUCUCCGCAAAGAAACCAGUAUCAGUUGAAGAUUUUGGUCCUGAACUUAACAUUGUUCACUGGGCAAGAUCCUUAAUACGCAAAGGCGAUGUAAUAAGCAUUGUAGAUCCAUAUCUGGUAGGAAAUGUCAAGAUUGAGUCAAUCUGGAGGAUUGCUGAAGUGGCUAUCCAAUGCGUUGAACAACGCGGAUAUUCUCGCCCCAAGAUGCAGGAGAUCGUUUUGGCUAUACAAGAUGCAGUGAAAAUCGAGAAAGGGGAUGAAGGCAAUGCACAGUUAGUUUGUGGUAGUUCCAGGGGUCAAUCUUCAAGGAAAACUCUACUUGAAAGCUUUCUUGAAACCGAAAGCCCCGAUUUUUCAAAUGGCAGCCUAGUCCCAUCUGCUAGAUAAUUUUGCAGCUCAACCAGCUGGUAUCUUAUUGGCCUAUGUGCUAUGGUGAUAAUAUCACUGUCAUUUAAAACGAAGUUUGUAUAUUCGGAAUGUAAACAACUGUAUCACAGGCUUACUACUUUUAAAUAUGCGAAGUUACUGUCUUUUCUGUACCUA